Molecule: messenger RNA, 945 nt
Organism: Dromiciops gliroides (monito del monte)
Lineage: Eukaryota; Metazoa; Chordata; Mammalia; Microbiotheria; Microbiotheriidae
Gene: FCER1A
Product: Fc fragment of IgE receptor Ia
Exons: 5
Coding region: 1-945 (314 amino acids)
Biological process (GO): cell surface receptor signaling pathway
Molecular function (GO): transmembrane signaling receptor activity
Source: RefSeq, a predicted model, not a curated record
AUGGGAGGUUUUGCAUUCACCCCCAAAUUGCUUUGGGUAACUCUACUGCUCUGGGCUUCAAGUGGAAAGUCCAUAGAGGAUACUUCAAAGGCUUUACUAUCUCUGAAUCCUCCAUGGAACAGAAUUUUCAGGGGAGAGAAUGUGACUCUUCACUGUGAGGGACCCGGCACUUCAGGUAGCAACCAGACCCAAUGGCUUCAUAAUAACUCCAGAAUCCCAUUUCAAACUCCCAGCAUUAGCAUCACUUUUGCCACCAUCAAUGACAGUGGAGAAUAUAGAUGCAAGACUAAAGAUUCUAUCUUCAGUGACCCUAUGCAUCUAGGAGUUUACAGUGAUUGGCUGCUCCUCCAAGCUUCACUUCCAAUCAUAAAAAAGGGAGAACCCCUAAUCCUGAGUUGCCAUGGUUGGAAGAACCGAGCUGUCUACAAGGUGACAUUUUACCAUGAUAACAAAGCCCUCAAAUACUGGUAUGAGAACCACAACUUCUCCAUUUCUUAUGCCACAAUCAAGAACAAAGGCUCAUACCACUGCACUGGCAUCUUAUGGGGAAUACCCUACACCUCAGAGCCUCUGUAUAUUGAUUUCAAAGAUGAAGAUCAAGAUUUUCUUCGAAGUCUAAAGUAUAUGCGAUUACUGGUCCCUCUGAUGAUGGGAACUCUAUUUGUUGUGGAUACGGCCUUAUUGGUUUUGACCCAGAAGCAACUCAAUUGCCUCCUUGAAAAGAAGAGGAUUUUAGCAUCCAGACGCCCUCCAAAGGCUGAUACUGAAGCUGAGUCUAAGAGCGAGGCAGAGGCUGAGGCUGAUGCUGAUGCUGAGGCUGAGGCUGAACCUGAACCUGAACCUGAGGCUGAACCUGAACCUGAACCUGAACCUGAACCUGAUCCUGAUCCUGAUCCUGAUCUUGAACCUGAUCCUGAACCUGAUCCUGACUCAAUGCCUUACUAA